AUGAUUUUUCCUGUUGUAGUUAGUAGUCUUGCUAGUCUUCUAUUAUUGAGUCGUGUUGUAUGGCAAAAACGUCGCAUGCAACAACGUCAAAUGUGGAAAAAAAAUCGACGCCUUCUCAUACAAUUAUUAUAUAUUGUAAUAUUGUACAAUCUUGUCUGGCUGCCUAUGAUCAUUUGUUGGUUAAUUAUUAUUUUGUCUCCAGUUCCACAACCUUUCUUGGUCGAAUUGAGCAUCAAUAUUUUACCAUAUGGUAUUUAUAUUGUGAUUUUGCUAUGUCCUUUUGUUUCAUUAAUUAGUUUACCUGAACUAUGGCCUCGACACGAUCCAAGGAUUGUUCCAUUAACAAGAGUUGGAAAUUCAUUACGACCUAUCGCACCAUUAACAAUCAUAGAUGUCAAUGCUUCAACUAGAGCAAUCUGA
This is a messenger RNA of Rotaria sp. Silwood1, 420 nucleotides long. Lineage: Eukaryota; Metazoa; Rotifera; Eurotatoria; Philodinida; Philodinidae. The record is from the annotation of a GenBank genome assembly.